AUGGUUGCUUUUAGGAGAGCAGUCGCUCUCAACGCUGUCGCGGUUGCGCGGCUUCAGUCUCGAACCUUGAUAUCUCGCUCUCGAACCCUCGCUGUCGCCACACAACAACGCGCCUACACGUCGCCGAGUGCCCGACGCCAAUACGCUUUCCAUACUCAGCUCGAGAACUCGUCUGCUCCUAAUCCUUCGGCUUUCCAGUACCAGCAGGUGCCUGUGGUAGAGAAUCCCCAAACAUUGAUCGAAAAGAUUGCUCAAAAACAUGCUGUUGGGCUGCCGCCAGGAAAGAAAGUUCGACAGUCUGACUAUAUUGCACUUUCGCCGCAGCAUUUAAUGACCCAUGACAACUCAUUCCCAGUCAUGUCGAAAUUCGUGACUGGGCUCGGUGCUUCCAAGAUCCACAAUCCUCGCCAACCUGUGUUUACCCUUGAUCACGAUGUCUCAAACACCACAGAGGCAAACCUUCGAAAGUACUCCUUGAUUCGUGAAUUCGCGGAGAAGCAUGGGAUCACAAACUAUCCUGCCGGAAGGGGAAUUGGACAUCAGAUUAUGAUCGAAGAGGGAUUUGCUUGGCCACAGACAGUUUCCGUUGCCUCAGAUUCUCAUUCGAACAUGUACGGAGGUGUAGGUUGUCUCGGCACUGCAGUCGUUCGUACAGACGCAGCCGCUGUCUGGGCUACCGGACAGACCUGGUGGCAGGUUCCCCCGGUCGCAAAGGUCACUUUCACUGGCAUUCUUCCGCCUGGAGUUACGGGCAAGGAUGUCAUCAUUGCUCUCUGCGGUCUCUUCCGCGAUGAUCAAGUAUUGAACCACGCCAUCGAGUUUGCCGGUGGUGAGAGUCUCACCAUCGACGAACGUUUGACCAUUAGCAACAUGACAACGGAGUGGGGUGCCCUCGCUGGUGUCUUCCCUGUUGAUGAUAUGCUCAUCUCAUGGUACCGUGCCAAGGCUACCACUAAUGCCAUGUUCAACGGCUCUUCCAAGGAGCGCAUUAACCACAAGCGAAUUGACGAGCUCGACCAGAACAGAUUGUCUGCCGACCCCGGUGCCAAGUAUGCUAAGGAACUGUACCUCAACCUCUCAACUCUAUCUCCAAUCGUCUCUGGACCCAACUCCGUCAAGGUCGCCACCCCCCUGCAUAAGCUUGAGGCCGAGAACAUCCCUGUCAGCAAGGCUUACCUCGUAUCUUGCACCAACUCUCGAGCUUCUGAUAUUGCUGCUGCUGCUCGUGUGUUCCGUGAGGCUGCUAAGGAGGGCAAGCCCGCCAAGGUUGCUCCCGGUGUCGAGUUCUACAUCUCUGCGGCAUCCGUCCCUGAGCAAAAGAUUGCCGAGGAGGCUGGAGACUGGCAGGUACUGGUUGAAGCUGGCGCCAUUCCCAUGAUUUCAGGAUGUGGACAAUGUAUCGGCUUGGGCCAGGGUCUUCUUGAGCCCGGUGAGGUCGGUAUCAGUGCCAGUAACCGCAACUUCAAGGGCCGCAUGGGCUCUACAUCAGCCAAGGCAUACCUCUCAAGCCCUGAGAUCGUUGCUGCAAGUGCUCUCCAAGGCAAGAUCGCUGGCCCUGGCUGGUACCAGAAGCCCGAGGGUGUUGAGAAGGUCAUCAUCGGUGAGGGAAGUGGAGACUUUGUUGCUGACAAGGCUUUGUCCAUUGAGGAUGCCCUUGACAAGAUCAUCAACGAGGCUGAUGCUUUGAUCGCCGCUGCUGAGAAGUCAGAGGGUGCCGCUGAGGAAGCAAGCCCUGCUGCGUCCGAGGAGGAGUCGCUGACUGAAAUCCUCCCUGGUUUCCCUGAGAAGGUCGAGGGUGAGAUUGUCUUCUGCGACAGCGAUAACAUCAACACUGACGGCAUCUACCCCGGCAAGUACACAUACGAGGACAACAUCUCAACAGAGAAGAUGGCCGAAGUCUGCAUGGAGAACUACGACACCGAGUUCGGCAAGAUCGCCAAACCCGGCGACAUCCUCGUCACAGGCUUCAACUUUGGCUGCGGCUCAUCCCGCGAACAAGCUGCGACUGCAAUCCUCGCCAAGAAGAUCCCUCUCGUGGUCUCGGGCAGCUUCGGCAACAUCUUCAGCCGCAACAGCAUCAACAACGCGCUCAUGGGCGUGGAGGUGCCGCGCCUCGUGGAGCGUCUGCGCGAGACGUACAAGAACGACACCGAGAAGCCGCUAACCCGAAGAACGGGGUGGAAGUUCGUCUGGGAUGUGAGGCGGUCAAAGGUCAUUGUUACAGAGAAGGAUGGGAAGCAGUGGGAGCAAAAGGUUGGGGAGUUGCCUGCUAAUGUGCAGGAGAUUAUCGCCAAGGGCGGUCUGGAGAAGUGGGUUAAGUCCAAGAUUGAGGCGUGA
Fusarium tjaetaba is the source of this 2337-nucleotide messenger RNA. Its product is annotated as homoaconitase mitochondrial. The record is from RefSeq and is a predicted model, not a curated record. Lineage: Eukaryota; Fungi; Ascomycota; Sordariomycetes; Hypocreales; Nectriaceae. Gene Ontology annotation, biological process: L-lysine biosynthetic process. The transcript has 9 exons. The coding region runs from base 1 to 2337 and encodes 778 amino acids. Gene Ontology annotation, molecular function: 4 iron, 4 sulfur cluster binding; homoaconitate hydratase activity.